AUGUUCGUUGUUUGUUCUGCUGUCCAUGUCAAAUGGAUUGUGGGGAAGGUGGUUGGGACAGCCAUGCAAAUAACUGCCAAAGUGCAAGUAAAUAGACUUGUUCUGGAUCCCUACUUACUAAAGUACUUUAAUAAGAGCAAAACUUACUUUGCUCACGAUGCCUCCGAGCAGUGCACAGUUGGAGACAUCAUGCUUCUCCGAGCCUUGCCAGUGCCAAGAACCAAGCACGUGAAACACGAAUUGGCUGAGAUCAUCUUCAAAGUUGAAAGAAUUGGGGCAGCUAGAGCCAUCGACCCAAUUACCGGGAAACCCUGUGCAGGAACCACGUACCUGGAAAGCCCAAUGAGCUCCCUGGAAAGCCCAGUGAGCUCUGAGAGUGUCCCACUAAACCCCAGUGCAAAAGAACUCGAUGUUCCUUCAGCAUAG
Molecule: messenger RNA, 426 nt
Organism: Dromiciops gliroides (monito del monte)
Lineage: Eukaryota; Metazoa; Chordata; Mammalia; Microbiotheria; Microbiotheriidae
Product: 28S ribosomal protein S17, mitochondrial-like
Exons: 2
Coding region: 1-426 (141 amino acids)
Biological process (GO): mitochondrial translation
Cellular component (GO): ribosome; mitochondrial small ribosomal subunit
Molecular function (GO): structural constituent of ribosome
Source: RefSeq, a predicted model, not a curated record